GAAUCGUUUCAGUCUCGCCAUGCUCAGAACCGCCGUUGUUGGAGCUACCAUCGCCGUCGCCAGCGCCUUCGCCCCCGCGCCAGCCCUCCGCUCCCCCGCGGGCGGUGUCUCCAUGCAGAUGGAACGCCGUGAGGCCAUGACCGCUGGAGCUGCUGCUGCCGCCGUCUUCGGAGGAGCCGCCGCUGCCAACGCCAUCCCCCUCGGAACUCAGAUCGCUGGCAAGGGCCAGGUUCUCAUGCGCGCCAACUUCUACGCCCCCGAGGUCACCAUCUUCGAUCACCGUGGAUGCAACCGUGCCCCCAAGGAGUACAAGGGCGGCAAGACUGGCGACCAGGACGAUGAGAUGUUGGUCCGCGUCAAGUCCGUCAAGGUGUUCUGCCCUGAGGCCGAGGCUGCCAAGGUUCUCGCCAGCACCCUCUCCGUCCUCAAGAAGAAGUAAACAGAUGAUUGAAUAUAGUUGAAAUAAACUUCCAGAACCACUGAA
Messenger RNA from Guillardia theta CCMP2712, 484 nucleotides. It is a transcript of the gene CPEA2, whose product is annotated as phycoerythrin alpha subunit 2. Bases 20 to 439 code for a protein of 139 amino acids. Gene Ontology annotation, cellular component: phycobilisome. The transcript has 5 exons. The record is from RefSeq and is a predicted model, not a curated record. Lineage: Eukaryota; Cryptophyceae; Pyrenomonadales; Geminigeraceae.